Molecule: messenger RNA, 2825 nt
Organism: Mugil cephalus (flathead mullet)
Lineage: Eukaryota; Metazoa; Chordata; Actinopteri; Mugiliformes; Mugilidae
Product: C-type mannose receptor 2-like
Exons: 3
Coding region: 9-779 (256 amino acids)
Source: RefSeq, a predicted model, not a curated record
UGAAGGCCAUGGCGAGGAGAGUGUUUGCCGUUUUUGUACUCUCAGGUCUGUGCCAAUUCGUCGACUCUCUUUACCAUCACCAGUACCACUUCGUCAACGAGUCCAAAGAGUGGUCUGAGGCCCAGCAGUACUGCAGAGCGACGCACACUGAUUUGGCCACCGUCAAUGAUGAGCACGACUUGGCCCAGCUAGCUAGUCUGGUGGACUAUGGUGUUCCCUAUGUGUACAUAGGUUUGUACAGAAGCUGGGGAUGGUCUCUGUCUGAAGAUGACGACUACAAAGAAGGAGAACCUGCGUUCUGGAACUGGGCAAGCGGCGAGCCCAUGAAUCAUUUUUGUGGAAGCAUUUCGUCGACCGGAGAAUGGUAUGCCACAGACUGCAACGUACGCAUGAGCUUCUUCUGCUACGAUGGCUUUGCCGCUGAUAUUUCCGAAAGGUUUACUUUCGUGGACUUACCCUUAGACUGGCUCAGUGCUCAGGCUCACUGCAGGAACAUGCACACAGACCUGGCAAGAGUGCGCAACCAGCUGGAAAACGCGCUUCUGCAGAGCAAGGUGGGAUCCCUGGUGUGGUUUGGGCUGACAAGGAUGUCCUGGAUGUGGUCGGAUGGGAGUGAACCCACAUUCGUACCCUGGGAACCCCUCAAGGUGCAGGAUGCUGGGCUCGGUGACUAUGCCGCGAUUGAUGUCGACAGCAGCCAUCUUGGGAUGAUAGAACGGAGCUCAGCUGAAAAACGGCCCUUUUUCUGUUACAGUGGUAAACAGCUCUUUAUGCCAUAGCAAACUGUGAUGUUAAAACUUUACAUUGUACAUUUACUAGAGAGCCAACUAAGUUCUGUGUUAAGUGUCAAGUAUUUUCCAUAUUAGGACAUGUUUGACAUUUAAAUUAAGUUAUUAUAACUUAAGUUCAGGAACUAGGCCGCGCCUCACAUCUCUUACUUAUUAAAGUGUGUCCUAACUGUCUCUCUAUCGCUGUUCGUCUCAGUUCUAAACCCCCGCCCUCGGCAUCCCUCUCUUUCUUGUCUUCCUCUUCCACCUUUCAUUAUAGGAACCAGGGGACAAGAACCUGAAACUUCCUGAGAUGUGUCUCAAACUCCUCUUCAUCCCUUUUCAUCCCAUUCCGUUGACUCCUUUUCAUCCCAUAGACUUUGACCCCUCUCCUCCCUUCCCUCAUCAGACUACUAGUCUACCAAAAAACUUCUUUAGAUCAAUUAAGGCGUCGCCUUCGUUAGUGUACUUGCUCUUCAAAUCCAUGAGGGAUUACAGGACAUAUGGAAAAUACCACCUACCAAUGUUUGAGUUUGAUAUGAUGAAGAUGUGAAACUUUAACUGAAGUUAAAUUAUAAUCUCACCAGUUCCAGUGAGGAAGCGCAUUGUGAAACUGACGUUGGCUGCCCCCAAAUCUUCAGUGGACGUGGAAGAUCAUGCAGUGAGGGAGUCCAUCUUGGAAUGGGUAACUUUUGAAGAAGUUCUGCCUGCCCAUAUAAAGUCAGAAAAAUGCAUAAAAUUUUAUGGUCAUGAAUAUCUUUUCCAGGUGUUUAUAUAAGUGUACAUGUGUUUAGUACCCAAGGGUUCCCUAAUAGAACUGAGAGCACCCUCUAGAAGAGACGGUGGCUAUGUUUACUUUAAAAAUAUUAUAACCUGAAUAACAGCCCAAUCAGAAUAAAAAAUGUUUUCUCUCGGUCUGACUGAGAAAACUGGUGUAAACUUUUGAUAGCUAGUCUAAUAGGAAUAUUAAUAAUAACCAUGUAAACACUUGAUCUGAUCAUUUCACCCCUUGUGAGGUAAAACUUAGACAAAGUGAUGAAUUUCCAGGGACAGACAUAAAUAUGUAUUUAGAGGCAUGGUGAAAAGAUGGUGUUGUCAUGUGUAAAACGCCCUGUGUGACCUUUAAAUUCCCCUUUUCUCUUGUACAGGUUAAAAUGAUGCUGAGAAGUAACGGUGCAUCUAAAGAUGUAAAAGUGAGCUGGAGGAAGUUCUCGUAGAGAAAACAUGAGAACAGAGAAGUUCACGUUUUAAUUAAAAAGCUUGAUAUGAACUAAGCGUUCUGUUAAUUUACGAUGUCACUUUACUCCAUAUGUUAUGUCUUUAAUUUCCAGGCAAUAUACAAAAUACUGAAUUAUAUUGUAUUGGUAUUCACUAUUUAGUUACUUGUGGAAAAUUUAACUGCAAAACUGUCAGAUCUCUCCAUUGGUUGUUUUGAGCAACUGUUUUUUCAAGAAGGGUCUAAGUGCUAAAAGAACCACAAUGACUAAAAUUUGAAAUUUUGUAUCUCCUUUGGAAUUUUGCAUCUACUUUGGAACUUUGCAUCUACUUUGGAAUUUUGCAUCUACUUUGCAUCAAGUACAACAAAAACAAGUGUCCCUGCUAUUUGCAUCCCAUGGCGCAGCCUUUAGAGGACUGUUUCUAAAACCCCAGAGACAGUGGAAUCUUUCAGAUAAAAUGCAACCUCAAAGAUCAGGCCAUGUUUGUAGUAAUAAAGUGAUUAAUAUUUAUUUUAAAAAAUAUUCCCAUCUGAAAUGUGCUUCUAUGCUCUUUUACAGUCAAAUCUACAUAUUUAUUUAAAAAUAAAGUAAUUGUAUGUAUUUUAAAUAAAAGAAAUACAUAUUACUUUUUAGUGAUAUUUAGUCCUUAUAUAACUUAUUUGCAACAUGCCUUCCUGUUUAGAUGCUGUGUGUACUCUAUAUUGCAUAAUCACUGUAACUCUCAUAUGUUAUACUGUCAUUGUGCUUUUCUAUACACGUAUUCUAUGAUUAUGCAUUUGCAUGUAAUAAUGCUUUUAUCUCAUGGCUUGAUUUAAUUUUAUGGAUGGUGUAUCUCUCUGGA